Messenger RNA from Drosophila eugracilis, 2554 nucleotides. It is a transcript of the gene cert, whose product is annotated as ceramide transfer protein. Bases 179 to 1978 code for a protein of 599 amino acids. The transcript is spliced from 9 exons. Gene Ontology annotation, molecular function: phosphatidylinositol-4-phosphate binding. Gene Ontology annotation, biological process: ER to Golgi ceramide transport. Lineage: Eukaryota; Metazoa; Arthropoda; Insecta; Diptera; Drosophilidae. Gene Ontology annotation, cellular component: Golgi apparatus. The record is from RefSeq and is a predicted model, not a curated record.
AGCUUUGUUUUGGUUUCGCAGCGAAAAAAAACAGCAGCGUCGUGAGUUCUUUUCGUUUAUUUACCAAACUCUGCACAAACAAACCAGGGCAUUACGUGUUGCACAGAUGUUUGCGGAUCGCCGGGGCAAUCAAUAAUUGAACGAUAACUCGGCAGUGGAACUCUGCAGCUGGCAGACGAUGGACACAAACGCUGGGGAGUCAGCAUCGCCUCCGUCAAGUAAUGAGGCAGCGGCGGGGUCUCAGUCCCAGAGCGAUGUCUCCGAGGAGGAAGAAUAUCUGGACAACAGCAUCGAACUGAGGGGUUAUCUUAGCAAAUGGACAAACUACAUCUAUGGGUGGCAGCCGCGCUAUAUAGUCCUGAAGGAUGGAACCCUAUCCUACUAUAAAUCCGAAUCCGAGUCGGAUUUCGGGUGCCGCGGAGCCAUCAGCCUAACCAAGGCCACCAUUAAGGCCCACGAGUCAGACGAACUACGGUUUGAUGUGGUGGUCAACAACCUGAAUAACUGGUGCCUGCGGGCGGAGACUAGCGAGGACCGUAUGCACUGGGUGGAAGUUCUGCAGCUGUACAAGGAGGAUACGGGCAGCACGGAUACCACUUCACUGCGGCGCCAUGGCAGCACAAUGAGCCUUCAGUCAAACACCAUUUCGCUGACCAGUGGGGGAAGCCUGAAAAAGACGCAGCGCAACCUGCGCGAAAAGGUUGGCGAACUGGAGACAUUUAAGGAUAUCCUUUUCGGGCAGAUCGAGACGCUGCAGCGAUACUUUGAUGCCUGUUCGGAGGUUAAUAAAAACAAUGUCCAACCUUUAGACCUGGGCGACGGUCUCAAGUCCAUCGAUUUCAAGGGGGAAUCCAUAACGUUUCGGGCCACCACCUCUGGCGUGCUUACCACCCUGCAGCAUUGCCUAGAAAUCAUUGGCGAGAGCGAUGAGUCAUGGAAACGGAAACUGGAUCGUGAAAUAGACAAACGCCGCCGUUCCGAGGACCAGAGCAAAAAGUUCAAGGACGAAAUCGAGAAAAUGAAGCGUCUAUCAUAUCCUGGCCCAGAUUUCGAGGAGGGUCCACAUUCCACAUUGCCCGAAGAUGAGUUCUUCGAUGCGGUUGAAACGGGCCUGGACAAAAUCGAGGAGGACAUGCAACUGCGCUUCAAGCUAAAGCUGCAGUCACAGAUCUCCCAGACGCUGGUCAACGUUCCACACGAGGCAGUGGCCGAGGGCGAGGAGGCGCGCGAGGAGUUCGGCACAGGGGCGGAGGCCAUUAGCCAUGCCCUGUGGCCCGAGAUCGAUCGCGUGUGCAAGGAGCAGCUGCACUACGCACGCGAGGGCGUUGGCCAGGACGGAAAUGGCUGGCAAAUCUUUGCCGACGAAGGGGAGAUCAAAAUGUACAAACGCGAGGAGGAGGUCAACGGGCUAGUCAUGGAUCCCCUGAAGGCCUAUCAUACGGUACAGGGCGUGACGGCCAGGGAAAUGUGCCAUUACUUCUUCAUGCCCGAGUUCCGGAACGACUGGGAAACCACCUUGGAGGACUGCACAAUUCUUGAGAAAAUCUCGGCGGACACCCUGCUCUUUCUGCAAACCCACAAGAGAAUAUGGCCGGCGAGCCAGCGGGAUGCGCAAUUCUGGUCGCACAUGCGCAAGAUCACCGACAACCUGGAACCGGGAGCUCGGGACAUGUGGGUUGUUUGCAAUAACUCAACAGAGUACGCCAAGCAGGAGUCCAAAAAUGGAAAGUGCGUGAGGAUCUUCCUGACUGUCAUCCUGGCCUGCCAGACCCAUCUGCCAGAGGGUUAUGUGAAGGGUCAGCCCCUGAAUCGAAGCGAUUUAACCUGCAAAAUAACCUACUGCUCUGUGGUUAAUCCCGGAGGCUGGGCGCCAGCAAGCGCACUGAGAGCUGUGUACAAGCGAGAGUAUCCCAAGUUUCUGAAACGCUUUACGGGAUACGUAAUAGACCAGUGCAAGGACAAGCCCAUCAUGUUCUGAUAUCUGCCAUAAGCAACAAAGCAAAAAAGCAAUCAAAACCAAUCAAAGCUGAAUCACGUCUCACGUAUAAGGCUUGGACUUUAUCCUUAAUAAGCCUCCAGUUUGUGGCCUAAACUAUAUUUGAAAUCCGUUUUGCUACUCCUUUACUUUAAUUUUUAUAUACCAUCGUAACGUUGCGUUGUACUACUUUUGCCCUAGUGUACAAGAGUGUUCUCUAAGCGAAAUGUUAGAAUUCCCUUUUGUAACCGCGUUAAAGCCACUAAGAUAUAAUGUAACCUGUUUAGCCUUAAGUUAUGUGUAAGUGAAACACAAUCAUUGUAUAGCUCUUAGUUCCGAAACUGUCUAUCUGUAAUGUAUAUCUACAUAUAUGAAAAUGCUUUAAAUGCAACAAUUGCAAGAAUGAUAUGAGGGAUAAUUAGUUUUAAGGAAAAGCUUUCCUUUCGGUGUGAAUCUAUAUUAUAUAUCUGCAUACGUACGAGACGAGUAUAUAUAUUUCCAUAUUCCCGCCCAGUAACAUCGGUUUAACUCGACUUUCAAAUGUAAAUAAAUGCGACUUACUGUUAUCUCCCAAUAAAA